This is a messenger RNA of Mollisia scopiformis, 888 nucleotides long. RefSeq lists its product as uncharacterized. The record is from RefSeq and is a predicted model, not a curated record. Lineage: Eukaryota; Fungi; Ascomycota; Leotiomycetes; Helotiales; Mollisiaceae. Bases 1 to 888 code for a protein of 295 amino acids. The transcript has a single exon.
AUGACUGCUGCACUCAAUUUGACCCAACUUUCGCCUUCACUCUUUCUUUCCCGCCCAUCCGUCAAAGAUGAUAUCCCUGAUUCGACGGCUCCAAAGCUUAUCUUCCUAGCCACUUGGAUGAACGCACGAGAUGUACACAUCGCCAAAUAUAUCAUCCGCUAUCAGACUCUCUACCCCACGGCGCACAUUCUCGUGGCCACAUCGUCGUUCCGCUACUACUUCAGCCCCCGUUCCGCCCGUCGUGAAGUUGCGCCUGCUGUUAAAGUAAUUCGCGAUGUCCUCGGAGACGAUACUAGCAAAGGUUCCGAACCUCGCAUGUUGAUACACGUCUUUUCGAAUGGAGGCUCAUGCGUGCUCUACCACCUCUACGAUCGAUAUGCUAAGGCAAGCAGAGAACGAUCUUCAACCUCUGAACACGAGCGCCUCCUUCCAUCACACGUCACUAUCUUCGACUCAGUCCCAGGCCGCUGGAGCUACAAAGGAUCAACACAAGCCGUACUUGCCGCUGUUCCUGCUGGAUGGGCGCGCAAGUUAGCCAUCCCGCCAGUCCACAUACUGGGUUCUUGCUGGGUCGUCAAGUACAUCCUGCUUAGAGUGCCCGAGGAAACACACGUAUGGGGAGGAGCACAUAAUGAUCCGGCUCGGGUGCGCGAGACCUGCCGCGCAUACGUCUAUAGUGAGACCGAUCAGUUUGUUCAAUAUCGUGCUGUGGAAAAACAUGCCGACGAUGCUGAAACCAAAGGCUUUGUGGUCGUGCGCCGUGAUAAGUUUCCGAAUAGUGCGCAUGUCGCUCAUGCCCGAUCCAACCCUGAUCGUUAUUGGUCUCUGGUCAAGGAAACCUGGGAGGCAGGUCAAAGACAAGAUGAAAAGCUGCCUGCAAACUUGUAA